Messenger RNA from Oncorhynchus masou masou (cherry salmon), 2982 nucleotides. Its product is annotated as gap junction gamma-1 protein-like. The record is from RefSeq and is a predicted model, not a curated record. NCBI's taxonomy places the organism in Eukaryota, Metazoa, Chordata, Actinopteri, Salmoniformes, Salmonidae. Bases 214 to 1359 code for a protein of 381 amino acids. The transcript is spliced from 3 exons. Gene Ontology annotation, biological process: cell-cell signaling. Gene Ontology annotation, cellular component: connexin complex. Gene Ontology annotation, molecular function: gap junction channel activity.
AAAAAAAAUUAACCGCGACGGAGGAGAGACAGUCACAUGCUAGAUCCAAUCCAAUGGUGUAACUAGUGAGACUUUUGUAUAUUGUGGUGAGAAAGAGGGAAAAGUGUUCCGAUUUUUUUGAAGGGGUUUCGAACACAGGCUGAAUUCAAAGAAUUGAGAAACGCAGUCGGCUUCAAGAUCUGAAAGUCUCUCUCCCCCCACCCCGGAGGCACCAUGAGCUGGAGUUUCCUGACGCGUCUCCUGGACGAGAUCUCCAACCACUCUACCUUUGUGGGCAAGAUCUGGCUCACACUGCUUAUCGUCUUCCGCAUUGUGUUGACUGCUGUGGGAGGCGAGUCCAUCUACUACGAUGAACAGAGCAAGUUUGUGUGCAAUACCCACCAACCCGGUUGCGAGAAUGUGUGCUACGAUGCCUUUGCACCACUCUCGCACAUCCGCUUCUGGGUGUUCCAGGUGAUCAUGAUCACCACCCCCACUAUUCUGUACCUGGGCUUCGCCAUGCACAAAAUCGCUCGCAUGGACGACGAUGAGUACAAGCCCCGCGGGAAGAGGAUGCCGAUGGUGAGCCUAGGGACCAACCGGAACUACGAGGAGGCAGAGGACAAUGGCGAGGAGGACCCCAUGAUCUCCGAGGAGAUCGAGUUGGAGAAGAAGGAGAAGCCUAGCAAGAAGCACGAUGGACGCCGGCGCAUCAAGCGCGACGGCCUCAUGAAGGUGUAUGUGUUCCAGCUGCUGUCGCGUGCUGCUUUCGAGGUCUCCUUUCUGUUCGGCCAGUACAUUCUCUACGGCCUGGAGGUGUCUCCCUCGUACGUGUGCAUGCGCUCGCCCUGCCCACACACAGUGGACUGCUUCGUGUCGCGUCCCACAGAGAAAACCAUCUUCCUGUUCAUUAUGUAUGCGGUGAGUGCCCUCUGUCUGCUUUUCACUGUGCUGGAGAUCCUCCACCUGGGUUAUAGCGGCAUACGGGACUGUUUUUGCCACCCUCGUCCUCGCCCCCCAACCCCCCACCAACAGGCCAGCCAGCAUCCCUCACUAUGUGGCCGCCAGGUGCCCACAGCUCCUCCAGGCUACAACACGGUGCUGAAGAAGGACCCAAAAGGUAUGCGAUUGGAUUACAACCUGGGCGACUCGGGCCGUGAGUCGUUUGGGGAUGAGGCGUCGCAGCGGGAGCUGGAGAGGCUAAGGCGGCACCUAAAGCUGGCCCAGCAGCACCUGGACCUGGCCUACCAGAAUGAGGACAACAGCAGCACUUCGAGGAGCAACAGCCCCGAGUCCAACGGGACAGCCGUGGAGCAGAACCGCCUCAACUUUGCCCAGGAGAAGCAAAGCGGCACCUGCGAGAAAGGUUUACGAGCAUAACUUCGUCAUUGGCCCACCUGGCCCUCUCAGGAUAGAUUUAUGCAUCUGUGACAGUAGGGGUACCAGGGAGCAUUGUGUGGGGACAGGUGUGUAUGUGACUUGAGGAGGAUGAAUCCAUCUUUCUUUCAGUGUUGAGGCCAGUGAACGUUCAAGGGAAACAUGCCAAACUUAACGAGCAGCACCUUCCUACCCAGCUAUACUUGAGCACAUCUGAAGAUCCAAAGUGUCCACAAACUAGUUUUCAGAACAUUCCUAUUCGUCUCAGGGUAGCUGUGCUGUUUCUUGUUUGUAGUUUUUCCCUCUGCUGGAGUUUAAUCUUAAAUUUGCCUUCAACCUAAAACUGGAGUUUACAUUUCAGCCAUUCUAAGGUAUGGGCAACCCAAGCGUGUCGCAAAAACAUGUCAAUGUGUAAUUUUUUGUGUGGUGUGUGUUUUGUGAGGAAUAGGGAACCACGGUGAGUCGGUGUUUGGGGAUGUUAACUGUCUAUGGUAAUAGUUGGUGUUAGAAGUGAUAUUAUGGAGUGAAUAACUGUCUUCCAUGUGCAACAGCUUACAAUGAGCAAAUGGGUAACUAUUUUGGGUCAACCACCAGAAACAACAGUUACAUUUGAGUUGUAGCACAGCAAUAUGUAGUUUGCAGAAAGAGAACUAACCUACUUUCAUCAUGAACCUCCCCCUUCCCAUAAUUCUGACUGUUGCCAAGUCUGGGAACUGGAAGCCUAUUUUGGCACCUUUGUCCAAAGGAUUUUUUUUAAACCUGGGUAAUGCUUGAAUUCAUGUAAUGUUAAACAUGCUUUUGAUACUGAUUUCUUCCAUUUCGUUAGUUUAACAUGAAAAGUGUUUGGACAACAUUGCAAGAUUAAACCUUUAAGGUCAGGAUGGCCAAAUUGUAACUAUGAAGUUUACUGUUGUCUUUUUGGGAUUUCUACAUUAACUGAGGGACUCAACAGAUUGGGAGUUAUUUUACAUAUUGAGGACCAUCCACGAUUUGUGGGUAACGCAUCUAUGCCAUACACCAGUUGAACUCUGGGUCUUGUUCAGUAGGGUGCAAUAUUUUGAAAGGGAAAAUGUAAUUAAUCAUUCUUAUAGGAUAAGUUCCUGUAGUACCUCUCCCGUCCUGUUUUGUGCCUACUGAACAUGAACCAGAGACCCAAGAUAAAAAAAUAAAAAAAAUAUAUAUAUACAAACGACCCAUUUUCAGAAAGUAAUUCAAGACCCCCACAAUUCAGGGUUAUAUUUCUAUAUUGUUUUGUUCAGUAUUUUCUCCUGAAAUUGGGACAUGUACAUUUGUGGCUCUGUGUUACUUCUCUAUGCAAUUCAAAAUGUAUGCUCGGUUCAGUGUUCAUUAUUGAGGCAUUGAUGCAAGUAACAUUCAAAAGCCUUCAAGCUGUUAAUAAUGACCCCCAUGCUGCAGUCUCUGUGACUGUUGUAAAUGUUAUCAUUGUUAUCUUUUUAUGGUUGAAACGACCCAAUGCCUUGAAUGUGAUCUUAUGAUGCCAUCAGUGCACACAUUAUAUCAGCAGUGCCAUUAAGUGUCAACUGUCAUCUCAAACAAUUUGUUUAAAUACUUUUGUAUGAAUAGUAUUUUUGUGCUCAAUUUCUUAAAUAAACUUUUCCUAAUAAA